Messenger RNA from Trichoderma virens Gv29-8, 1095 nucleotides. RefSeq lists its product as uncharacterized. The transcript has 5 exons. The record is from RefSeq and is a predicted model, not a curated record. Lineage: Eukaryota; Fungi; Ascomycota; Sordariomycetes; Hypocreales; Hypocreaceae. Bases 1 to 1095 code for a protein of 364 amino acids.
AUGGAAAACCUGAAUCAUGACAACCGCGGGCCUCAACUUCUUGCCGUCAACAUUUUCUUCGGAAUUGUGGCCCUCAUCACGGUUAUUUUGAGGGGAUAUACCCGUGCCUUCAUUGUCAAGGCAUUUGGUGCCGAUGACUGGCUAAUGUUUGCAGCAACGGCUGUAUUUAUAGCGUACUGUUGCAUAUCAAGCGCCGGUGUAUACUAUGGAACAGGCCAACAUAUGUACAAUCUCGAGUUGGAAAAUAUGGAAAAGGCCUUGAUGUUCUGGUGGCUUUGUUAUCUCCUUUACAGCGUCAUUGUGAUCUUUAUUAAAAUCUCUUUUGGCUGGUUCUUGCUUCGUAUCGUAACCACGAGAUUACAUAGUUGGAUCAUAUAUGCAGCAGCCUUAUGCUCCAUCCUUCCUCGCAUUGUUUUCUUCUUCGUUGCGCUUUUUCAGUGCCACCCAGUUUCCUAUUUUUGGGAUAGGUCUCAACCUGGUAGUUGCAUUCAAAUCAGUAUCAUAAUGGCCCUGGUAUAUUUUGACAGCAUCUCCACCAUUAUCACGGACUUUACAUUUGCGAUUCUGCCAGCAUUCGUUAUCUGGAAUCUGAAUCUAAGAGCACAAGCCAGGUAUGCGCUGAUCUUCUUGGUUGCGCUAGGCUGUGUGGCAAGCGCUGCUGUUGUUGUACGACUUGCUUAUACCCACACGUUCACGAAUCCAGAUUUUCUAUAUGCGACCACCGACAUUGCCAUCUGGUCAACUGUUGAAAUGGGUUUGGCUAUUAGUGCUGCAAGUAUGGCGACGCUGCGACCAUUAGUUAAGGAGCUAGGGUGGAAACUGGGACUUGCAUCUUCACAACCUUUGUCACGGAGCCGGGGGCCAUACGGCAAUAAAAUACCGUCGAGUGAUAUGCACAAGACCAACGGCAACAAUCGCUUGGAUAUUCACGUCUUGUCUGAGUUUUCACAAGGGUCCAACAAACGAGGCGGCGGCCGAGAAGGGCUAGGGACACAUGCAAGAGCAUAUUCUAGCAAGAACAUGAUGAGGCAGUCGUACAAAGAGGCCAAUAUGGACCUUGAUAACGAGAGUCAGGAGCAGUUGAACGAUCCAUGA